Molecule: messenger RNA, 564 nt
Organism: Rotaria sordida
Lineage: Eukaryota; Metazoa; Rotifera; Eurotatoria; Philodinida; Philodinidae
Source: the annotation of a GenBank genome assembly
AUGAAUUACACAAAAUUAACAUCAUUAUCAUUAACUCAAUCGGAAAAUCUUAUUGAUAUAAUUGAAUAUUUAUAUGAUUCUAAUAUUAUUCAUCGAGAUAUACGUCCAAAUAAUUUAAUGUCGGAUAAAUCUGGUCAAUAUAUAAAAUUAAUUGAUUUUGGAUUUGCUUUUACAUUGGAUAUUAAUGAUAAAUCAAAAGAAUUACCAAUAGCAGGUACAAUAAUAUAUGCUGGUUAUGAAUUUUUAAAUUUUUGUUCAAAAAUCGAACAUAAUACAUUUUGGUCUCCAUCUUAUCGUUAUGAUAAAACAUUUGAUUUAAAAUGUGUAUUAAAUAUUAUUAUCUAUAUGAUUAAUGAGAAUGUUCAAGCUAAAUUAAAUUCAAUUGAAGAAUUAUUAUCUACUAAAGAAAAGAUACCAAGAUUAUUAGAAUUAUGGGAAAAUGUUAAAAAUAAAAAUACAAAAUAUUCAAAGUUAUUAAAUACAAUAAAUAAAUUAACUAAAUCAUCAGAUUUUCAGACAUUAAAAGAUCAAUUAAAAGAACUUUAUAACAAAAAAAUUCAAUAA